Messenger RNA from Aspergillus oryzae RIB40, 1542 nucleotides. Its product is annotated as MDR family MFS transporter. Gene Ontology annotation, molecular function: transmembrane transporter activity. Gene Ontology annotation, biological process: transmembrane transport. The record is from RefSeq and is a predicted model, not a curated record. NCBI's taxonomy places the organism in Eukaryota, Fungi, Ascomycota, Eurotiomycetes, Eurotiales, Aspergillaceae. The transcript has 6 exons. The coding region runs from base 1 to 1542 and encodes 513 amino acids.
AUGCUAAUCGACGAGGCUGCCGACGCGAGUAGUCACAUCUCCGGCAUGAAGUUGUAUCUCAUUGUGCUAAGUCUAUUGCUCGCUGUGUUCUGCGUGGCUCUCGAUAACACCAUCCUGUCCGUUGCCAUCCCUCGCAUCACGGAUGAAUUCCACCGGCUGAACGAUAUUGGAUGGUAUGCGUCCGCCUAUCUACUGACUACGUGUGCCUUCCAAUUACUAUAUGGCAAGUUAUAUGCCCUCUUCAGCACCAAAUGGGUCUUUCUCGUCGCCCUGGGUAUUUUCGAAGUGGGCUCUCUGAUCUGCGGCGUCGCACCGUCGUCCGUUGUUCUCAUCGUCGGCCGUGCCAUCGCGGGAGUGGGGAGCUCGGGGAUCUUUACAGGUGCUCUGGUCACCAUCGCGCAUAUUGUGCCCUUGGCCAAGCGACCAGUUUACAUGGGGCUCUUGGGGGGGAUGUACGGGAUUGCGUCAGUGGCAGGCCCUCUGUUGGGGGGCGCCUUCACGAACGAAGUGACCUGGCGAUGGUGCUUCUACAUCAAUCUUCCGGUCGGAGGGGUCACCGCUGUGGUUAUCCUGUUUCUUCUUCGGAUCCCCAAAUCGGCGGACCUGCGCACGCAUGGCGCCUGGGAGAUGUUGAAAGGCUUAGAUCCGUUAGGCACGAUUGUCUUCACCCCGUCCAUCAUCUGCGUUCUCCUGGCGCUCCAGUGGGGUGGGGUGGACUACGCUUGGUCGAAUGGACGCAUUAUCGCGCUGUUUGUCCUCUUCGGCGUGCUCCUCAUCACAUUUAUCAUCAUUCAGGUCCUCAUGAAGGAUAACGCCACCGUACCGAUUAAAGUAGCCUCUCAGCGAUCCGUAGCAUGCGCCUCCGUCUUCGUCUUCUUCAUCGGCGCCUCCAUGUUCGUGAUGAUCUACUAUGUGCCGAUCUGGUUCCAAGCCAUUCGUAACCAAUCACCCGUGCAGGCAGGCAUUGAUUCUAUUGCCUUGAUUUUGGCCAAUACCGCCGGUGCCAUCAUCUCUGGCGCCGUGACCAAUAAGACAGGGCACUACGCCCACUGGUUUAUUGUCAGUAGCGUGAUCAUGUCGAUUGGUGCCGGCUGCCUUACCCUCUUCACCGUGGAUAUUGCCCAAUCCAAAUGGAUCGGUUUUCUCUUCCUCUAUGGGAUCGGCGUCGGCUUCGGCUUUCAGCAAGGCGCCGUGGCCGUUCAGGCCGUGCUUCCCAUGGCGCAAGUCCCCAUCGGAACCGCACUAAUCUGGUUUGUGCAGAUGUUGGGCGGUGCGCUCUUCACCUCGGUAGCGCAAAACAUUUUCAGCACCCACCUAGCGGAGAACCUCGCGAACCUGCAGCUGCCAGGUCUCGAUCCAGAGGCAAUCUUCGUGCACAUAAGUUCACGUUCCGGAUCAUCGGAGACCCGUUCUCAUCUCCCUUCCUGCAAGGGAGCGCGAGGACCCCGAGCCUGCCCUGAAAAGGAACGAUGUUUAUUUCUUUUUAAUUCUUGUCAAACGGCUUCGGCGUUACCUCGUUCAACCGCGGGUCCCUUAUUUUGA